CUCCUCUCCACGUCCUCGUCCGUCUCUCUCCCUCCCUCCUCCAGAGUCCAGAGCAUACUACACACAAACCAAGCAACAAGUACACAGCGUAAAGACACAGAUUUGUCCUAGUAUGCAGCAACCUUAGAAGCAAACACCCAUCACAUAUGUUUCAUUCAUGAUUAUCGCAAGGAUCUAGCCGUCCAAGUGUGCAAGUGCAGCCACUGCUCUUGCUUUAUGGUGAACUGGAUGGAUGCGCACGGAGCAGAUGCAAAGUGCUGCAUGCUGUGAGACUGAAAUCCCGGUCGGAGAGGGACCUAGUGUUGAUAAGAGGAGAGGCAGCUGAUCUGCGAUCCUGUGGUGAUUCGUUCCAUCUUGUAGAUACCAAAUGGCCAUCAUACUUGUACGAGCUGCGUCUCCCGGGCUCUCCGACGCCGUCCGGGACAUCAGCGGCAGCCACCAUGGGAGUCUCCAGUGCUCCACUCUGCUCAACAAGAGGGUACCAGCGCGGCGGUGGACGCUUUGCUCGCUCAGGUACGCAUGCCUUGGCGUCGACCCGGGGGAGGUUGCUCGGAGCUCCGCCGUGUACUCCAGCCUGGCCGUGAACCCGGCAGCGGAGGCCGUCGUCUCAUCAGAACAGAAAGUGUAUGACGUGGUGCUGAAGCAGGCAGCAUUACUGAAACGGCAGCUGCGCGCACAGACGCCACCCGUUCUUGACGCCAGGCCCCAAGAGCUGGAGAUGCCGCGCAACGGGCUCAAGGAGGCCUACGACCGGUGCGGCGAGAUCUGCGAGGAGUAUGCCAAGACGUUCUACCUCGGAACUUUGCUGAUGACAGAGGAGCGGCGGCGCGCCAUAUGGGCCAUCUAUGUGUGGUGUAGGAGGACAGAUGAGCUUGUUGAUGGACCAAACGCUAAUUACAUCACGCCAACAGCUCUUGACCGGUGGGAGAAGAGGCUUGAGGAUCUAUUCGCGGGACGCCCUUACGACAUGCUUGAUGCCGCUCUCUCUGAUACCAUCUCCAGGUUCCCCAUAGACAUUCAGCCAUUCAGGGACAUGAUUGAAGGGAUGCGGAGCGACCUUAGAAAGGCGAGGUAUAAGAACUUCGACGAGCUCUACAUGUACUGCUACUAUGUUGCAGGAACUGUCGGAUUAAUGAGUGUACCUGUGAUGGGCAUCGCACCUGAGUCUAAGGCACCAACUGAAAGUGUGUAUAGUGCUGCCUUGGCUCUCGGAAUUGCAAACCAGCUCACGAAUAUACUCCGGGAUGUUGGAGAGGAUGCAAGACGAGGGAGGAUAUAUUUGCCACAAGAUGAACUCACACAGGCAGGGCUCUCUGACGAGGACAUCUUCAAUGGGGUCGUGACAAAGAGAUGGAGAAUUUUUAUGAAGAGGCAGAUCAAGAGGGCUAGAAUGUUUUUUGAGGAGGCAGAAAGAGGGGUGACUGAGCUCUCGCAGGCUAGCAGAUGGCCCGUUUGGGCCUCUCUAUUGUUGUACCGCCAAAUACUCGAUGAGAUUGAAGCAAACGACUACAACAACUUCACAAAGAGGGCCUAUGUUGGUAAAGGGAAGAAAUUGCUAGCGCUUCCUGUUGCGUAUGGGAAAUCACUACUACUGCCGUGUUCAUUGAGAGGUAGCCCAGACCUAGCCGCCAGAAAAAACAAGACAAGAUGAUCAGGUUAGGCUAGAUAGAAAUAGGGCGAUGUCAUAACAUCAGCCCAACUCAAAUUAGACAAUCUGGUGAAUUGGUGGAGUUAUUGUUGAGGUGUAUCAUAUGAACUGUUGGGGGCAAGCACAGAUAAAACACUGCAACCAACCUAGAUGAAGAUUGAAUGUAUGCAUGUAUAUCCUCUUGGAACGUAUGUCUCUGAAGAAAAGAAGGACACGAAUACUAGUUUUUUAUCCCGGAUUUGGGGCAAACGAAA
Phragmites australis (common reed) is the source of this 1902-nucleotide messenger RNA. Its product is annotated as phytoene synthase 1, chloroplastic. Lineage: Eukaryota; Viridiplantae; Streptophyta; Magnoliopsida; Poales; Poaceae. The transcript has 7 exons. Gene Ontology annotation, biological process: carotenoid biosynthetic process. The record is from RefSeq and is a predicted model, not a curated record. Bases 368 to 1651 code for a protein of 427 amino acids. Gene Ontology annotation, molecular function: geranylgeranyl diphosphate synthase activity.